Tetrahymena thermophila SB210 is the source of this 1533-nucleotide messenger RNA. RefSeq names its product thioredoxin glutathione reductase. Gene Ontology annotation, molecular function: flavin adenine dinucleotide binding; thioredoxin-disulfide reductase (NADPH) activity; glutathione-disulfide reductase (NADPH) activity. The record is from RefSeq and is a predicted model, not a curated record. Gene Ontology annotation, biological process: cellular response to oxidative stress; cell redox homeostasis; glutathione metabolic process. NCBI's taxonomy places the organism in Eukaryota, Ciliophora, Oligohymenophorea, Hymenostomatida, Tetrahymenidae. Gene Ontology annotation, cellular component: mitochondrion; cytosol. The transcript is spliced from 6 exons.
AUGAUAAAAAUUAACAAGAUACUUAUUCACUCGUUUAAUCCUCAGAGAUUCUAGAUUUUUUCUACAAUGAACCUAUACUAAUUUAGUUUUUAAAAAUACUAGUAUGAUUACUUCGUGAUAGGAGGUGGUUCUGGUGGAUAGGCUUCUGCCAAGGAAGCAGCUUCUUUUGGAGCUAGAGUUGGAUUAGCAGAUUUUGUAAAGCCUAGUCCAUAAGGAUCAACUUGGGGUUUAGGAGGAACUUGUGUAAAUGUUGGAUGUGUGCCAAAGAAAAUGUUCCACUAUGCUUCUGAAUUCGGAGAUAUUUUAGAGCACUAAAGAAAUGCUGGUUGGGAAGUUCCACAUAACAUCAAUCAUAACUGGAGUACUUUAGUAAAUAAGGUUUAGACAUACAUCAAAAGGUUGAACGGCAUUUAUAUGGAUGCUUUGAAAGACAAAAAAGUCACUUACUAUAAUGCUUUUGCCUCUCUGAAGGAUAAAAACACUAUUUAACUUGAAGACAUUAAUGGAAAUAAGACAGAAGUUACAAGCAAGUAUAUCUUGUUAGCUCUUGGAGGAAGACCAAAAUACUUAGACGAAAUUCCAAAUAUUAGAGAAUUAGCAAUAACUUCAGAUGAUAUUUUCUUUUAAAAUACUCCUCCAGGAAAAACACUUGUUGUUGGUGCUUCUUAUGUUGCUCUAGAGUGUGCAGGAUUUUUGAAUGGCUUAGGUUACGAUGUGACUGUUCUUGUCAGAAGUAAAGUUCUUGCUAAUUUUGAUUAGGAGUUUGCUCAAAAGGUUAAGUUAUUUAUGUAGAAGCACGGAGUUAAAUUUAUCGAAGGUGCUGUUCCCACAAGUAUUAAGUUAUCUGAAUAAGGCUAAGAUCUUAAACACGUAGAGUAUAAGAAUACUUAGACAGGUGAACUUGUUGGUUAAGAUCACUUCAAAACAGUUUUAAUUGCAGUUGGUAGAGGAGCUUAAACUAAGGGCGUUAACCUUGAGUAAGUUGGAGUUUAGUUGACAAAAGACGGAAAGAUUGUCUGUGAUGAUAGUGAUACUACUGCUAUCCCAAACAUUUUCUCAGUUGGUGAUUGUGUUGAAGGUAGACUUGAGUUAACUCCUACUGCUAUUAAAGCUGGAAGAAUGCUUGCUCGUAGACUUUUCAACAACUAAAAGUAACUCAUGCAAUACCACAAUGUCCCUACUACCAUAUUUACUCCUUUGGAGUUUGGUACUGUUGGUUUGUCUGAAGAAUAAGCUGCUAAAAAAUAUGGCAAAGAUAACUUAAAUAUUUGGAUUUCUACAUUUAAACCAAUGGAUUGGUAAUAUUCUGUUGCAAAGUAAGAUGACAGAGCUAUUUGCAAGCUCAUCACUGUUAAAAAUGACAAUGAUAAAGUUAUUGGUCUCCACUACAUAGGUCCUUAAGCUGCUGAAGUCACCUAAGGUUUCGCAGUUGCCAUCCAGAUGGGUGCUAAUAAGGAAGACUUUGACAAUACAGUUGCAAUCCAUCCUUCCUAUGCCGAAGAGUUUGUACUUUUAAGAACACCAAGACUCUGA